AUGUUUUCAAGCUUUGGUGGCAGUAACUUUGGAUUUCAACCUGGAACUUUUGGGGGAUUUGCUAAUAUUCCUCAAAACUUUGAAGACUUCUUCAGAUGUUACCCAAUCGCAAUGAUGCCUGACGACACUAGAAAAGAUGAUGCUAAUUUUGGUGGUAAGAUAUUUCUUCCUCCAAGUGCUUUAAACAGAUUGACAAUGCUACAUAUUAGAUAUCCCAUGCUUUUUGAACUUUCCAAUGAAGAGAAUGGAUUAAAGACUCAUUCAGGUGUGCUAGAAUUUGUUGCUGAAGAAGGGAGAGUCUACCUGCCUCAAUGGAUGAUGAGCACACUUAAAUUACAGCCAGGCUCCAUCAUUAAAAUUACAAAUUCAGAUGUUCCGUUAGGAAAAUUUGUUAAAAUUGAACCACAGUCUGUUGACUUUUUAGAUAUAUCAGAUCCAAAAGCUGUUUUGGAGAAUGUGCUUCGAAAGUUCUCCACAUUAAGUUUGAAUGAUAUAAUAGAAAUUAGUUAUAAUGAUAAGAUUUUUGGAAUCAAAGUGUUGGAAGUGAAACCAGAAUCAGCAUUUAACAGUAUCUGUGUUAUUGAAACAGAUUUGGAAACAGACUUUGCGCCUCCGGUAGGUUAUGUUGAGCCAGAUUACUCAAAAACUGCAACUCCUGGGUCAACAAAAUCAGCUACACCAAAUCCAGGAAGAACAUUAGGAACAAUGGCAAAAUCAAUUAAUUACAAGGAGCUUGCACAAAAAGCAAGUCUUGAACAAUCUUCAUUCAAGGGGGAAGGUCAAAAAUUGUCAGGCCGUCCUUCAAAGAACAAGAACGAUGUGAAGAAACUUGAUGAGCUGGAUAUCAACUUAGAUGGACCACCAGCCCCAUUGAACUUACCAGAUGGUCAGCUUUUUUUUGGAUUUCCUGUCGUUCCCGUACAACUGGAUGAAGAAGACAAGGAGAACAUCAUUUCUAAUAGUGCAUUUGCUGGCCAAGGUCAAUCGUUAAGGCAGAGUAAAAAGAGAAAAGACCUCAAAUCACAUGCUAGCCCUAAACCUAAAGUCCACAGUCCUGAACUGAUAGAGAUCGAUUGA
Molecule: messenger RNA, 1077 nt
Organism: Hansenula anomala
Lineage: Eukaryota; Fungi; Ascomycota; Saccharomycetes; Phaffomycetales; Wickerhamomycetaceae
Gene: UFD1
Product: polyubiquitin-binding protein UFD1
Exons: 2
Coding region: 1-1077 (358 amino acids)
Cellular component (GO): VCP-NPL4-UFD1 AAA ATPase complex
Molecular function (GO): polyubiquitin modification-dependent protein binding
Source: RefSeq, a predicted model, not a curated record